Messenger RNA from Achroia grisella, 2139 nucleotides. Its product is annotated as WD repeat-containing protein 13-like. Lineage: Eukaryota; Metazoa; Arthropoda; Insecta; Lepidoptera; Pyralidae. Gene Ontology annotation, cellular component: nucleus. Bases 350 to 1642 code for a protein of 430 amino acids. The transcript is spliced from 11 exons. The record is from RefSeq and is a predicted model, not a curated record. Gene Ontology annotation, molecular function: promoter-specific chromatin binding; protein binding.
AUUGUUGUGUAUUUUCCUUGAAAUUAUCAUUUGAAACUUUAAAACUUGAAUAAAAAUAAUAAAUAAGGUUAAAUAUAUUCAGCAGCAUCUUUUUUACUAUUAAAUGUUGUUAACAAAAUUGCUAAUUUAAUUAAACAUUUGUCUGAACUUAUCUGCUGUUUGCCUACAAUUACAAUCAUUAAUUCUGAAUCUUUUCUAAGAGCAUUAUUUUUGUAAUGUAAGAGGUAAUCGUAAUUGUAAUUACUGACUUUCACUUAAGGACUCCCGUUAUUCCUGAGUUUCUACAGAGAUAUUUAAAAAAAUAAACAUGUAUACACAUCUGAUAUAGUAUAUAUAGAUAUAUGACAACAUGGCAUCAGCAUUUCAGCAACAAAUAUUUGCUUUAGACGCUCGAUUCAAUGCAUAUCGAGCGCCAAAUUAUCCCAAUUUCAAAACCUUAUAUAUACGACGUCGCAGUCAACUUCUUCGAGAGAAUGCUAAAUUUAAGGAUAUAGAGACAAUAAAAAAAUAUAUAAAUAUUAGAAGUCAACUGCUGCAGAGGCGGUAUGGCGUUCAGGAUAACAUAUCCAUCAGUUCAAGUUCUUCACGCCCAAGAUCUAGUAGUAAGGCUAGUUUAGCAUUUGAUGAUUAUCCAAGCUCGAGCAAGAGAAAAAAUGACAUGACUAUAUCUGAAAAUUAUGCAUUUUCUGGAGUUCAUCAUAUAUUUGAUCAGCACACUGAUCAAGUGAGUGUAGUGAAGUUUGCUAAUAACGACAGAUCGAAAUUGUGCUGUGCGUCGCAUGAUGGCACCGUGUCCAUCUGUGACGUAAUGGCUUCACCACCACGCGUAAGUUUUGUUCUCGAGGGACACACCAAGGCGGUGACCGGGUGUGAUUGGUCGGCGUCGAACGAGCUUCUGGUGACAAGUGGACUGGAUGGAACGCUUUGUCUAUGGGACGUAACGCGCCGGCGGCGGCUACGCGUGGUGGCAGACCAACUGGCCGCACCCCUUCUCUGUUGCGUCUUCCAGCCGGCUAAUAACAACAUGGUCAUUGCUGGUAACGCUCGAGGUAUGGUCGAAGUACUCAAUGUGUCUACUGGGAUAUAUCCGAAGGGCGGCACCAGCAUCCUGGGUGGGAGGGUGUUGUCGAUAGCAUGUGAAUCUAGCGGCAGAAUGUUCUGGGCGGCAAACGAUAAGGGUGUCAUAGUGAGCUAUCGGCUGGAGGGCGCGGGCGGCGCGCUCAGCAAGCUGCGGCGGUGUAUUGUAGGCGGCGCAGCUAGCUGCGUCAGCUGGAGCCCGUAUCUCGCGCGACACCCCGCUCUGCUCGUCAGCGCGGCCGACAACUCGCUCUACCUGUUCCGGAUAGUGGACCGCGAGGGUAGUUUGGUGUUGAAGAAGCGUUUCGACACCCUACACAGCGUGCACAGUGUGAAGUCGACGUUUUGCCCGAUCAUGUCGUUCCGGCGGGGCGUGUGCGUGGUCACCGGCAGCGAGGACUCCUGCGUGUAUUUCCUCGACAUAGAAGGGCACGCCGACCAACCGGUCGUAAAUAAACUACAAGGACACGCGUCGCCUGUGCUGGGCGUCAGCUUCAGCUACGACGAGAGCUUGCUGGCUACCAGCGAUGUAUCUGGUCUAGUUAUCAUAUGGCGACGCAGUUGACAGCGGUCGGCCCGUACCGACCAGUAAUAGUAUUUUUUGUAUAUACAUCUUAUUCUAGUAAUUGUAAAUAAAUUAUGUAUAAACAUUAAUAGUACUUAAAAAUGUAUCCAUGUAAAAUUGAAUAUAAAUAGAUAAAUUUAAAAAAGAUGUAUUAAUAUAUUUUUCUGUUCACAUUUUGAGGUUCUUUUUUUCAGUUUAGUUACAGGUUAUAAUUGGUUUAUUCGUUUAGGAUCAAAUGUCGCAGACAGACGGAUACACAGACAGGAUAAUUAAUACCCCUAUUUUACGAAACUAUGAAAUUGUUAAUCUGAACAAUAAACAAUAUUGUUCAUUUCAACUGUAUUCUAUAAAUUGUGUAGACUCAAAUAGGAUAAUUUUAACUUAAACUGGUUCAUUGAAGGUACCUAUUUUUACUAUUAUGAUAGAGUAACAAUCGCUCUGUAUUGUGUAGAUAAAUAACAUUUAUUCAUGAACGUAAAUAACUUAGGAUUUAUUCA